This is a messenger RNA of Symbiodinium necroappetens, 525 nucleotides long. The record is from the annotation of a GenBank genome assembly. Lineage: Eukaryota; Dinophyceae; Suessiales; Symbiodiniaceae.
GAAUUCCUGGCCAAUGACGAUGAGGCUGUCCUGAAGCUCGUAAAGGAGUGGGGAAAGGACGCAGUGAAGUUCCACAUCGAGCAGGUCACAGGCAAAACGCCGGAGGAGGAGAAGAGCGCCGAGGAAAAGGCGACUGAGUUCAAGGAGUAUUUCGGUCUGGAGAUGCCCGAGCUGAGUGCGGGGAUGAAGCCUGCGGAGGUGGAGGCAAAGCUGAACGAAGUGGUGCAGCAGGGCAUCACGGAGAAAGCCGCCUCCUACGAGGAGUUCCGUCCCGGAUUCGCGGUCGAAGCCGCGCGUAUCGCCACGGUUGUGACCAUCGAUGACGAGUGGAAAGCUCUGCUGCAGAAGAUGGACGCAUUGAAGCAAACAGUCGGCCUUGCGGCGUACAAGGGUUCCGAGCCCCUGAAGGAGUAUCAAGUUCAGGGCUUCAGGAUGUACCAGAAGGUUGAGAACAAGUACAAGGCCCGAUCGGUGAGCCGAUGGCUGAGAUCAAAGCCGAAGAAGGACGCCAAGCAGGAGUCGUGA